Magnusiomyces paraingens is the source of this 1371-nucleotide messenger RNA. RefSeq lists its product as uncharacterized. Lineage: Eukaryota; Fungi; Ascomycota; Dipodascomycetes; Dipodascales; Dipodascaceae. The transcript has a single exon. The record is from RefSeq and is a predicted model, not a curated record. The coding region runs from base 1 to 1371 and encodes 456 amino acids.
AUGAGCAAAGAAGACCAAAGAUUACUCUUAUGUAAGAGGCUCAUGAGAAUUAUGGACGACAACUCAACCCCUCUUUCACUAUCCCAAACUGUCAUCCACAUUUCUCAAAACAAGAGUAUCACCAUACCUACUAAACACCUCAAAACCAUCAUUAAAUUCGGCAUCAAGGACCUCUUGGUACCACUGAAUCUCAAGGACUUCAAACACCUUAUAUAUCCCCCGGAUGACAUCGACUUUCUUGUCAACAGAAUUUGCUACAGAACUACUAUCCCGUUUGAAGCUGAACCUACAAAGGUCUACGAACCUUUUAUUCCUCCCAAUCAUGUACGAGUCGAAGAACAUGGGAUACAAGAGUACAUGGUUGCCUUAAUAGAAUCAUCCAACAACUACUUUAGAUCAUACUUGCCCAAAUACUCUAGGCCUGAUCUUGAACUAUACUUGCACACACUCAUCUCUACCAUACUUGAAAGCUCCUCCAAUCUAGGAAUUUCCCUAUUAGUCUCCGCUUUUAGUAACAAGUAUAAAGAAGAAACCGAAGCAGCCUCCAAAUGGGUCAAGGAAUUUCUAGACCAACCAACCACGGAAGAUUACCACAUAUCCGCAGCAAUCAACAAGGUCUUCGAAAUGAAUGCCCCGGAAGGUGCAAGAAGCUACUUCAUAGACUCAUACAAACUGAUCUGCAAAGACGCCUUUAGAUUUCUCAAGAACAGCCCUGAACUCAGAUUUUCUAUGAACUAUGAAGUGACGACUCUCCCAGAGAUCCUAAAAUUAACCCUCUUCUACAACUCAUUUGAACAUGACAAUUCCGUUCUAAAUGACAACUUUUGGAACUCAGAGUUUUUCAUCAUCGCGAUCCCUGAUGAUAUCCUUAAAUCAAAAUCACCUGCUCAAAUCUUUACCGAUACUUUUUCCACAGCAAUGAACCACUGCCAUAACAGAAGCAAAUACAAGUCAAACUGGGAAAAUUCCUUUGAAGGAGCAAGAGUAGCCAUGUCCAUCAUACUACAGUGCCCUACUUUCUUCCCCCACAAAACAAAAUUCACCAACUUGAUUAACCUUCUUGACAACUACAGAAGCAGCGGAAAGGGAAGCCUUGACAUCUUGUACCGCAACAUUAGUGAUAUUGCUUUCAUAUUACCCAACUCAGUGCAAACCAAGAACUCACAAGGCUCCCAGGUCAACCACAUUGACAACCAUGACCCUCCACAUUGCUCAAAUUGCAAACACUGGCACUACGGCACCAAGCACACCAGAUGUCCGUUUGCCAAGUCCAAGCCUAAAAACUCCGGCCCAUCGAAUGGUGACAACAGGAGACCACCACGCCGCCACAACCGGUACAACAACAACAAGCGCAAAUUCAAUGACGCCUAA